AUGUAUGCAAAUGAGUUAAAAUGGCAGAAGCAGUAGCAAGAAGAUUACUUAAAGAACUCAAGGAUUAUCAAAAAGAACCAAAUCCAGAUCUUGCCAAGUUAUCUCCCAUAUCAGAUGAUAACAUUUUGGUUUGGAAUGCAGUUUUGCGUGGAGAGUCGGAUACUCCUUACGAAGGAGGUCAUUGGACUUUACGUAUUGAAAUUCCAAAAACAUAUCCAAUUCACCCACCAAAAAUCAAGUUCUUAACGAGAAUAUGCCAUCCAAACAUCUCUUUCAAAACCGGAGAAAUAUGUCUCGAUAUCCUGAAAACAGCUUGGAGUCCUGCGUGGACUUUGCAGUCCGCGUGUAUGGCGAUCAGAUUAUUGUUGUCAAAUCCGGAACCGACAAGUCCACUAAAUUGCGAUGCUGCAAAUUUGCUUCGAUGCGGUGAUUUUAUGGGGUAUGAAUCUUUAGUGAAGAUGUACACUCAGCUUUACGCAAUGGAUCAACAAGAAAACGAAGCAAAUAGUUAAGAUAACAAUUAAUAUCAGUUUAUAUCAAUUCAAUUUAUAGCAAUUUAUAUUGUUAUGUCAAACUAGAUGUAAGCUUUAUAUUGGUUUUUAAUAACAUUAUAGUAUUAUAUAUAGAAAAGAAUUUAAAUAAUG
Molecule: messenger RNA, 644 nt
Organism: Rhizophagus irregularis DAOM 181602=DAOM 197198
Lineage: Eukaryota; Fungi; Glomeromycota; Glomeromycetes; Glomerales; Glomeraceae
Source: RefSeq, a predicted model, not a curated record